UGCUUUCCUGCUCUAUGGUUUUCUGACUCAAGCCGGUGAUUUCUGGCAUCUGACAAAGAGAUGACCCAAGAACAGUACGCUCAGAGAAACGAUGUCCAGACCUCUGAGAAACCACAUAUCUACAAAGUGGGGAUUUAUGGAUGGAGAAAGCGCUGCCUCUACUUCUUCCUUCUCCUGUUAAUGGUUCUAAUCCUGAUCAACCUCGCUCUCACCAUCUGGAUCCUCAAAGUCAUGAACUUCACCAUAGAUGGAAUGGGUCACCUCAGAAUUACACAGAAGGGGUUGGAACUGGAAGGGGACUCCGAAUUCCUGAAACCCCUCUACGCGAAAGAAAUCCAGUCCAGGCCUGGGAGUCCUUUGUUUCUCCAGUCUUCAAGAAACGUGUCCAUCAACAUCCUAGACGGUAGAAAUAUGGCAGUCACUCAGCUGGUGGCAGGAUCCAGCGGAGUUAAAGCCUGUAGCAAGCUGCUGGAGGUCAAAUCCAACAGUGGGAAGCUGCUGUUCUCUGCUGACGACCAGGAGGUUGUGGUGGGCGCUGACAGGUUGCGAGUUCCAGGUGCGGAGGGAGCUGUGUUUAGCAGGUCUGUGGAAACCCCCCAUGUCCGUGCAGAGCCCUUCAAGGAGCUGAGACUGGAGUCUCCCACGAGGUCCCUGAUCAUGGAGGCUCCUAAAGGUGUCCAUAUCGUGGCAGAGGCAGGGGACAUCCAGGCGACAUGCAGAAAUGAGAUGCGCUUAGAAUCCAAGGAUGGACAGAUAAUGCUUGAUGCCAGUAAAAUUAAGCUCCUGAGGUUGCCAAAGGGUCAGGCCUCGCCCACGGGUUCCAAACAGGCAGUGUUUGAAGUGUGCGUGUGUCCGAACGGAAAGCUUUUCCUCUCCCAGGCUGGUACUGGCUCCACUUGCCAGAUCAGCACCAGCGUCUGCCUAUAGAACACAGAUGGACAGACUGACUGACUGACUGAGAGAUGGCAGGCCACGUCCCUCCAUAAAGUUCCCUCACCACUGAAACUCUAAGAACAGAGGAGUGCAUCUGGAGAGCCAGGGAGAGAGAGAGAUGUGCAUCAUAACCGCUGUCUGCCCAGCAUAAUAGCUGUCGCUCUAGCAUAACAGCUGUCUGUUCAGUGUAAAAGCUGUCUGUCUACUGUACUGAAGCUUCAGCACCAGGGAGAGAACAGUGAUCACCUGAAAAAGACACAAGGAUCCCCCAUCUGUUUCUCAUACCCUCCGCCUUGGUCAACACACAGCAGGAGCAGUCAUCCCUCUGGACAGAAAGACCUGAGGAAAAGACAGUUUUGCUCCGAGGACGACAGACACUGAUGUCCUCUUUGACUGACUCAGAAGGGCCACGAUGGCCUCUAAUGUUCA
Molecule: messenger RNA, 1362 nt
Organism: Megalops cyprinoides (Indo-Pacific tarpon)
Lineage: Eukaryota; Metazoa; Chordata; Actinopteri; Elopiformes; Megalopidae
Product: delta-sarcoglycan-like
Exons: 8
Coding region: 61-927 (288 amino acids)
Biological process (GO): cardiac muscle tissue development; heart contraction
Cellular component (GO): sarcoglycan complex; sarcolemma
Source: RefSeq, a predicted model, not a curated record